AUGUCUUCACCACACCAUCCUUUCGACCCCAUCACCCCGGACGAGAUCAAGCUUGCCGGUCGUAUUCUCGAGGCCACUUUCCCCGGAGUCCCAUUGCGCUACAAGCGCAUCGACGUGAACGAGCCGAUCAAGAAGGAUGUCCUGCCGUAUAUCGAAGCCGAGCGCCUGCGACGGCCCCUGCCUCCUCCACCAGCCCGUCUCCUCUACGUUCUUUUCCACCGUCUCGAUACUGGCGCAUUCUACAAGGCCAUCCUCAAUGCCGAUCGACGGACCAUUGUCUACGCCAAGGAACUCCCUCGGGAGGUGCAGGGCCCCGUGGAUACCGACGAAGUCAUGGAAAUCGAACAACUCUGCAUGAAGCACCCCGCCGUGCUGGCCGAGAUCGAGAAGUUGCAGCUACCCCCCGGCAUGACCGUCUGCAAUGACCCCUGGAUGUACGGCACCGACAGUGAGCACGAAACCCGGCGCCUUUACCAAUGCUUCAUGUACAUGGUCGAGGUCGACCACCCUCAGAAUAACCACUACUCGUUGCCGUGCAAGUUCUCACCUGUUUUCGACUGUCUCACCCAUGAAUUGGUCCGCAUGGAUUAUCUCCCUGGCGGUGCUGAUUUUGAGACUACUACCACCCAGCCGUGGAAGCCCGUCAAGGCGAUCCAGUAUGCUCAUGACUUGUUGGAGGAACCUCUCCGCACCGAUCUCAAGCCCUACAUUGUGCAGCAGCCUGAAGGUCCAUCAUACACAGUUGAUGAUAGAUCUGUCUAUUGGCAAAAGUGGCGCUUCAGGGUCGGGUUCAACAUUCGAGAGGGGUUGAUUCUUUACAACGUUACAUACGACAAUCGCAAUAUUUUCUACCGUCUUGCCGUUUCGGAAAUGACAGUCCCGUAUGGGGAUCCUCGUGCCCCCUACCAUCGUAAGCAGGCCUUCGAUGUGGGUGAUACCGGAUUCGGUGUCAAUGCGAACCAACUCUCGUUAGGCUGUGACUGCUUGGGCCAUAUCAAAUACUUUGAUGGUUACCGCAAUGAUUCCAAGGGCAACGCCGUUUGCCUGAAGAACGUGGUCUGCAUGCAUGAACAAGACAAUGGCCUGCAGUAUAAGCACACCAAUUACCGGUCUGGCGCCGCGACUGUGGUGCGCAACCGGCAGCUGGUCCUGCAGAUGAUCUGCACUGUUGCCAACUAUGAAUAUAUCUUUGCCUAUAUCUUCGACCAGGCGGGCAACAUCGAGCUGGAAGUACGGGCCACCGGUAUCCUGUCUACGGUCCCCUUCGAUAAUGAAAACGGACAGACCGUUCCCUGGGGUACCAACGUCGGUCCGGGAGUCAUGGCACCCUUCCAUCAGCACAUGUUUUCAUUCCGAAUUGACCCCGCGAUUGACGGGUUUAAGAACACCGUGUACUACGAAGAUAGCGUCCCCAUGCCAGAAGAUGAGAACAACCCUUAUCUGGUGGGGUACACUACCGAAGAGACGGUCAUGAACAAAUCUGGCUGGGCCAACACGAGCGUGGAUCGUCAUCGCGUCUUCAAGAUCCGCAACGACUCGAUCACCAACCCCGUCACUUACAAGCCUGUGGCAUAUAAGCUGCACGCAGCGCCUAGCCAAAUGCUCCUGGUCAACAAGAACGCCCUUGGCUAUAAGCGCGCCGAGUUCGCCACAAAGCCUAUUUGGGUGACCAAGUACCAGGACGACGAGCUGUACGCAGCCGGCGAGUUCACCAACCAGAGCACCAAAGCGGAGGGUGUCGAGACCUGGAUCCAACGCAAAGACAAUACUGAGAACGAUGACGUAGUGUUGUGGCAUACUUUCGGUCUUACACACAAUCCUCGCGUGGAGGAUUUCCCCGUCAUGCCCAUGGAACGCAUCAGUGUCAUGCUCCGGCCCGAUGGGUUCUUCACCAAGAACCCGGCGCUGGACGUGCCACAGUCCUCCCAGGCAUUUAAUAAGUCGACGCUGCAUCCGGAGCAAGCUCGUGGUGGUUGCUGCGCUCCGUCGACGGGGAUGAGCAAGGCGCGGCUGUACAAGCGCAUUGACUGA
This is a messenger RNA of Penicillium lagena, 2031 nucleotides long. RefSeq lists its product as uncharacterized. The transcript is spliced from 4 exons. Bases 1 to 2031 code for a protein of 676 amino acids. Gene Ontology annotation, molecular function: quinone binding; primary methylamine oxidase activity; copper ion binding. Lineage: Eukaryota; Fungi; Ascomycota; Eurotiomycetes; Eurotiales; Aspergillaceae. Gene Ontology annotation, biological process: amine metabolic process. The record is from RefSeq and is a predicted model, not a curated record.